AUGAGGAAGGUUAUUACGGUCGACGACACUUUUUUAUACGACAAGUACGAGGGGGUGCUUCUAAGUGCGGUUGCACAGGAUACGGAGAAUCAUAUUUAUCCCAUUACCUUUUGCAUUGUUGACAAGGAGAACGAUGUGUCUUGGAUGUUCUUCUUUGAGAAGUUGAAGUCUAUUAUAGUCAAUGAACCAGAUUUAUGCUUUAUCUCCGAUAGGCAUAACAGCAUCGCCAACAGCAUCGCGAAGGUAUACAACCAUGCUCAUCACGGGGCAUAUUUCCCCGGCAACAGGUUUGAUGUGAUGACCACAAAUAUUGCCGAGUCGGUGAAUGCUAUGUUGAUUGCCGAAAGGGAGUACCCCGUGGCAUCCAUAUUCAAUUCGAUUGCCAAGAGGUUUGGUGAAAUAUUUAGGGAGAGGAGUGCCAACGUCUUCAAAUAUAAGGAUAACAAAUUUGUUCCCGCCGCCAAAAAGAUCUUAAGAGAUAAUAUGAUCGAGGGAGACUCUUUCUAUGUGGAGAACAUAAGCGGGGAUGAAAGGCAAUACACUGUGUUUGGAAGUGACUCUACGGCCAAAGUCGACCUUCUGGAAAGGUCUUGUUCAUGCAGAAAGUUUGACCUAGUCAAAAUACCAUGCGAUCACGCGAUGGCCGCUUUGUGA
Molecule: messenger RNA, 654 nt
Organism: Capsicum annuum
Lineage: Eukaryota; Viridiplantae; Streptophyta; Magnoliopsida; Solanales; Solanaceae
Exons: 2
Coding region: 1-654 (217 amino acids)
Molecular function (GO): zinc ion binding
Source: RefSeq, a predicted model, not a curated record